AACGUAUUGAACGAUUCAUGAAGAAGAGUGCUGAUGCUGAGUAUGACUUCUUGGAUUUCUGGGAAGCCAAUCAAAAGUUCUUUGCUAUGAAGCAGGGAACAACCGAAAACUUGAUGCAUUUCAAGGAACGAUUCUUGACGACAACACGAAUCCCAACGGUGUUUUUUGUGAUGAAGCGCUGUUCGGCGGGCUUCAGAGACUUCAUCGCUAGGUGCACUAUCGGCCAGUCCACCGAUCGGAAGUGUUUGGGAGCGAGGCGGCCUUUGGCUGCUCAGUAUUCCAUCAAUUCCGGUUCCGUAAACGAUGGGGUCUCGACUCCGAGAACCGAUGCCGCUUGUGCGGCCUGGAGGAAGACCACCUACACGUCCCCCGCUGCCCUUCCGCCCGGGCCAAGACCCAGUGGCAGCUCCUACUCCAAGAACUCCAAGAUUGGUUCCAGUCCACCACCACUGCUACACCCAUCGCCCAAUUCCUUGGGGCCCUUCUUCGCACCAUCCGCACCCCUAACAACCAGCCUCAAACUGAGACUCCGUGGUACCGCCUACACGGAAUGUCUUCUUCCGCCCUCACCCAAGUCUGUGAGGCUCAAUUCCGCCUUGGCCCCCAAUGUCUCCUCGAAGGCCUUCUCGUCCACGGCUGGGCCGACCCCCAGCAACAAUUCUCUCGCGGUAGUCGCCGAUCCGGUAACCGCUGGGCUGCCAAUCUAUCUUGACAGCUCAUCCUUAUCGGUAAAGGCAUGUGGAAGCAUCGUAAUGAUGUCUUUCAUUCUGACGACAACAUCGUCAACCAACAGCACACGACUGCUCUCGAUCGACGCAUCCACAAAGAGUUUGACAUGGGUCCUCGCGACCUACCUCGGAACCUUCGCCCUGCCAUCCGUCGAUCCCGCCUUGUAG
Cylindrotheca closterium is the source of this 896-nucleotide messenger RNA. Lineage: Eukaryota; Bacillariophyta; Bacillariophyceae; Bacillariales; Bacillariaceae. The record is from the annotation of a GenBank genome assembly.